AUGAACAAAAUCUUGCGAGGAGUCAUCAAAUACCGUCAAACCAUCAGAGAGGAUCUGGUCAAGCAGUUUGAAGAAAUCAAAAAUAAUCCACAACCAACUUCCGUCAUGUUCACCUGCAUGGAUUCGAGAAUGUUGCCUACAAGAUUCACCCAAUCGCGUGUCGGAGAUAUGUUCGUCGUCAGAAACGCUGGAAACAUGAUUCCAGAAGCUCCUACCUAUGGUACAUCCUCCGAGGUAUCCGUGACCACCGAGCCAGCCGCUCUGGAACUUGCUGUCAAGAGAGGUGGAAUCAGACAUGUUGUGGUUUGUGGACAUUCGGAUUGCAAAGCUAUCAACACUCUGUACAGGCUCCACCAAUGCCCAAAGGAAUUCGACCCCUCCUCGCCGAUGGACAACUGGGUCAGAAGAAGUGGAUACAGUUCGAUCAAGAGACUGAACGAGCGUAUUCACCGAGGUCCAUCGAUAAUGAAAUUUGACUCGGAAGUUGCUCCCAGCCAAUCGUUCGAGGCUAUAAUUGAUCCGAUGGACAAACUUUCAGCAGAGGACAAACUUUCGCAGAUCAACGUCCUCCAGCAGCUUGUCAAUAUCUGCUCACACCAGAUCCUGCAGGAGCAUUUGGAGUCUGGACGUCUUCAUAUUCAUGGAAUGUGGUUCGACGUCUACACGGGAGACGACUACCUGUUCUCAAAGGAUAAGAAGAGAUUUGUGGUCAUUGACGAGAAGACUGUCGACAAACAUCUCUCUGAACUCAACGCUCGCUGCCCACUUCCAGAAGACCAAGAUGGACCAGUCGCGUUCGCCAAAGCCAAAUAG
Molecule: messenger RNA, 813 nt
Organism: Caenorhabditis remanei
Lineage: Eukaryota; Metazoa; Nematoda; Chromadorea; Rhabditida; Rhabditidae
Exons: 8
Coding region: 1-813 (270 amino acids)
Molecular function (GO): zinc ion binding; carbonate dehydratase activity
Source: RefSeq, a predicted model, not a curated record